Messenger RNA from Eurypyga helias (sunbittern), 3080 nucleotides. RefSeq names its product echinoderm microtubule-associated protein-like 5. Lineage: Eukaryota; Metazoa; Chordata; Aves; Eurypygiformes; Eurypygidae. Gene Ontology annotation, molecular function: microtubule binding. The record is from RefSeq and is a predicted model, not a curated record. The transcript has 25 exons. The annotation marks the transcript as partial.
GUCUCCUCUUAGAAGAUAAUCCUUCUAUACGUGCCAUAUCUUUAGGACAUGGUCAUAUUUUAGUGGGCACAAAGAAUGGUGAAAUACUGGAGGUGGAUAAAAGUGGACCAAUAACUCUGCUGGUUCAGGGUCACAUGGAGGGGGAAGUUUGGGGUCUAGCUACUCAUCCUCAUUUACCUAUUUGUGCCACUGUAAGUGAUGACAAAACCUUAAGAAUAUGGGAUUUAUCUCCUAGCCAUUGUAUGUUAGCUGUUCGCAAAUUGAAGAAGGGAGGUAGAUGUUGCUGCUUUUCUCCUGAUGGAAAAGCAUUAGCGGUUGGUCUCAACGAUGGAAGUUUUCUGAUAGUUAAUGCAGAUACCCUGGAGGAUCUAGUCUCUUUCCAACACAGGAAAGAUGUUAUUUCAGAGAUUCGAUUUUCUCCUGGGGCUGGAAAGUACUUAGCUGUGGCAUCCUGUGACAACUUUGUAGAUAUUUACAAUGUAAUGAGCAGUAAACGAGUAGGAAUCUGCAAGGGAGCCUCCAGCUAUAUCACACACAUGGACUGGGACAUAAGAGGGAAGCUCUUGCAAGUCAACACUGGUGCUAAAGAGCAGUUGUUUUUUGAAGCUCCUCGUGGGAAAAAACAGACAAUUCCUAGUUUGGAGGUAGAAAAGAUUGGUUGGGCAUCAUGGACAAGUGUUUUGGGCUCUUGCUGUGAAGGAAUCUGGCCAAUAAUUGGUGAAGUCACAGAUGUAACUGCUUCGUGCCUCACUAGUGAUAGUAAAGUAUUAGCCACAGGAGAUGAUUUUGGAUUUGUGAAACUGUUUCGAUACCCCGCUAAAGGAAAGUUUGGAAAAUUUAAGAGGUAUGUUGCUCACAGUACGCAUGUAACAAAUGUCCGUUGGACCUAUGAUGACAGUUUGUUGGUCACUGUUGGAGGAGCAGACACCUCUUUAAUGCUGUGGACUUUCGAGAUGGAAGGACAUCGGGAUAGCAGGCAGUGUGACAGUGAAGAGUCUGAUCUAGAUUCUGAAGAAGAUGGAGGUUAUGACAGUGAUGUGACAAGAGAAAAUGAAAUUAAUUACACCAUCAAAGCCUUAUCAACAAACAUUAGACCAAUGUUUGGAAUUAAGCCUCAUCUGCAACAAAAGGAGCCAACCUUAGAUGAAAGGCAGGGGGUAGUGAGAGGUUCCAGACCACCAGUUAGUAGGGCAUUGCCACAGCCUGAGAAACUUCAGACAAAUAAUGUGGGGAAAAAAAAGAGACCUAUAGAGGACCUAAUUUUGGAGCUGGUAUUUGGGUACCGAGGCAAGGACUGCAGAAACAAUGUGCACUAUUUGAAUGAUGGUGCUGAUGUAAUAUAUCAUACUGCAUCUAUUGGGAUCUUGUAUAAUGUGGCAACAGGCUCUCAGUCUUUUUACCAGGAACACAACGAUGAUAUUUUGUGCCUCACUGUAAAUCAGCACCCCAAGUUUACCAACAUAGUGGCAACUGGCCAAGUAGGAGACUCAGCAGAUAUGUCAGCUACAGCUCCUUCUAUUCAUGUGUGGGAUGCAAUGAACAAACAGACGCUGUCGGUUCUGCGGUGCUACCAUUCAAAGGGCGUUUGCUCCGUCAGUUUCAGUGCCACUGGCAAGCUGCUGCUCUCUGUAGGGCUGGACCCUGAACACACCAUUACCAUUUGGAAGUGGCAGGAAGGUGCCAAAAUUGCCAGCCGAGCUGGUCAUAACCAACGUAUAUUUGUAGCAGAGUUCAGACCAGAUUCAGAUACCCAGUUUGUUUCUGUGGGAGUAAAGCACGUGAGGUUCUGGACACUGGCGGGAAGAGCUCUUCUCAGUAAAAAAGGGCUGCUGAGCUCCAUAGAAGAUGCCCGAAUGCAAACAAUGCUGUCUGUAGCUUUUGGAGCGAAUAACUUGACGUUUACAGGUACUAUCAGUGGAGAUGUUUGUGUUUGGAAAGAUCAUGUGUUGAUACGAAUUGUGGCCAAAGCUCACAAUGGACCUGUUUUCACAAUGUAUACCACAUUAAGAGAUGGUUUGAUCGUUACAGGAGGCAAAGAAAGGCCUUCAAAGGAAGGAGGAGCAGUUAAGCUAUGGGAUCAAGAGCUGAAACGAUGUCGUGCCUUCAGACUAGAGACAGGACAAAUGACGGACUGUGUGCGCUCUGUUUGUAGAGGCAAGGGGAAAAUUCUCGUUGGGACAAGAAAUGCUGAAAUAAUCGAAGUUGGAGAGAAAAAUGCUGCAUGUAACAUUCUAAUUAAUGGUCAUAUGGAUGGACCAAUCUGGGGCCUAGCAACUCAUCCUUCCAGAGACUUUUUCCUGUCUGCUGCAGAAGAUGGCACAGUAAGACUAUGGGAUAUCACUGAAAAGAAGAUGCUGAACAAAGUCAGCUUAGGACAUGCAGCUCGUACUGUUUGUUACAGCCCAGAAGGUGAUAUGGUAGCUAUUGGCAUGAAAAAUGGAGAAUUUAUUAUCUUGCUUGUGACCUCUCUAAAAAUUUGGGGGAAAAAAAGGGACAGAAGAUCAGCGAUUCAAGAUAUCAGGUUUAGCCCGGAUUCUCGGUACUUAGCAGUCGGUUCCAGUGAGAACGCAGUGGAUUUUUAUGAUCUGACUUUGGGUCCCAUGCUAAAUCGAGUCAGCUAUUGCAAAGAUAUCCCAAGUUUUGUGAUCCAGAUGGACUUCUCUGCAGAUAGCUCCUAUCUCCAGGUCUCUACUGGGUCUUACAAAAGGCAAGUCUAUGAAGUGCCUUCAGGAAAACAGCUUGUGGACCAGGCUGUGAUUGACAGAAUAACAUGGGCUACUUGGACAAGUGUUCUAGGGGAUGAAGUAAUUGGAAUCUGGUCCAGGCAUGCUGAAAAAGCGGAUGUAAACUGUGCCUGUGUCUCUCACUCGGGAAUCAACCUCGUAACAGGCGAUGAUUUUGGCAUGGUCAAACUGUUUGACUUUCCAUGUCCUGAAAAAUUUGCAAAACACAAACGAUUUCUAGGUCACUCUGCCCACUUAACAAAUAUUCGAUUUACAAGUGGAGAUAGAUACGUGGUCAGUGCUGGAGGGGAUGACUGCAGCUUAUUUGUUUGGAAAUGUGUGCAUAUGCCUCACUAA